AUGCACGUAGAUUACUCUGUAUAUCUGGUCACCGAUAAUACUCCUGCCAUCCUCGGCGACAAGGAUAUCAUCGAGGUCGUUCGUGCUGCUGUGGAAGGAGGCGUUACCAUUGUUCAAUUGCGUGACAAGACCAGCGAUACCGCCGAGCAGAUUCGUAUUGCCAAAGCUCUACAUGCUGUGACCAAACCUGCUGGUGUUCCGCUUCUCAUCAAUGAUAGAGUAGACGUAGCUUUGGCUGCUGGUGUCGAAGGUGUUCACAUUGGCCAAGAUGAUAUUGAUCUCGCAUCUGCUCGUAGACUCCUCGGAAAGGACGCCAUCAUCGGUGUGACGGCAAACUCCCUGCAGGAAGCCGAAAUUGCAGCCAAAGGAGGAGCCGACUACCUAGGUGUAGGAACUGUCUUUGCUACCCCAACCAAGGAAAACACAAAGUCUAUCAUCGGCACCUCUGGAGUCCAGUACAUCCUCACAUCCUUGGCUCAAUCUGCACCCGAGAUCAAGACCGUCUGUAUUGGUGGCAUCAACGCAAAGAACUGCCAGCGUGUUCUCUACCAGACUGCAGCUGCCCAAAAAAGUCUCGAUGGUGUUGCUGUCGUGAGCGCCAUUAUGGCUGCCAAAGACCCCAAGAAGGCUGCUUCCGAUCUUCGCGAGCUUGUUGCAACUCCACCUCCUUUUGCUACGUCCAUCUCUGCCCCAGCACUCUCUCAUGAAGACAUCGUACGCAUCAUCCCUGAGCUCGUCAAGCGUUUGGCUGGCAAGAAGCCCCUUUGCCAUAACAUGACAAACCUUGUUGUGCAGAAUUUUGCUGCAAACGUCGCUUUGGCCGUCGGUGCAAGUCCCAUCAUGUCGAACAACAGCAUGGAGGCUGAUGAUCUCGCAUCUUUUGGCGGUAGUCUCGUCAUCAAUAUGGGCACUACUACCCCCGAGAUGAGAAUCAACCAUCUCAACACCAUCGCUGCUUACAACAGUGUUGGUGGACCUGUCUUGCUUGACCCCGUUGGUGCAGGAGCCACUCAACAGCGUCGUGAGGGUGUGGCGGCUCUCAUGCGCGGCGGGUAUUUCGAUGUCAUCAAAGGCAAUGAGGGCGAGAUCCGUACUGUAUCAGGAGCUACAGGCUUCAAACAGCACGGUGUCGACAGCGGUGCUUCGACCUUGACUCUGGACGACCGUGUCCAACUCGUCAAGUCUGUCGCUGCAAAGGAACGUAACGUAAUCCUGAUGACUGGCGAGACAGAUGUUGUGUCUGAUGGAGAACGCACGUUCAAAAUUAGUAAUGGACAUGCAUACCUGGGUGAGAUUACCGGAAGCGGAUGCACCUUGGGCACUACUAUUGCGAGCUUCUUGGCCGUGGAAAGAGAGGACAAGUUACUUGCCGCUGUCACCGGUAUCUUGAUGUAUGAGAUAGCUGCUGAGAGGGCUGCGAAGAGAGAGUCUGUUAGGGGUCCUGGCACUUUCGUCCCUGCCUUCAUUGAUGAACUUUACGCGAUCCGUCAAGAAAGCGCAGCAGGAAAUGGAGACUGGGUAAAAGCAGCUAAGAUCGAGAGCGUUUGA
Molecule: messenger RNA, 1548 nt
Organism: Aureobasidium subglaciale EXF-2481
Lineage: Eukaryota; Fungi; Ascomycota; Dothideomycetes; Dothideales; Saccotheciaceae
Exons: 3
Coding region: 1-1548 (515 amino acids)
Biological process (GO): thiamine biosynthetic process
Cellular component (GO): cytoplasm
Molecular function (GO): ATP binding; hydroxyethylthiazole kinase activity; magnesium ion binding
Source: RefSeq, a predicted model, not a curated record